AUGAAGGUACAAAAUGAUUCCAAUCUACUAUUGCCUUCACCAAGCAUAGAGAAACUGAAACCUAGAAAAAGAAAUGAAUUUGAAGCUCUAGAUGAUUUGAAUUUCGGUUCUCCCAAAAGAUAUUCCAAAGUAUUGCAGUUAAUGGAUAGUGGUGUACGAUCUCCAAUCAAGAAGAUAAGGAAACCAUCACCUCCACCAUCCGAUGCUUCACUUCAAAGUCCUUCUAGAACAUCUCAUAAUAUACCACCAGUGUCAACUCCCACCCAAUCCAACUUUCAACCUCGAGAAACACCAAAAUCUUCCCCAAGGAGAAAAUUGGAAUACAUCACAAGUCCUGGUAAAACCGAAAAAAGUGCUUGGGGCCAGAUUGAAGACCUCCAAUUGAAACCCAAAGUGUAUGAGAAAUCACCCCGGAAACAAAAGAAACAAGUCGACCUUAGUGAAGAGAUCUAUGAAAAAAUCAACCGAAUACCUAUCACAAGAUAUGAGAUUAAGAAUGCUCCAGACAAGACUUCCAAGCCCAUACCUGAAAGGGCCAUACCAGAGACCUCCAUACCAGAGAAAUCCAUGAAGACUUAUUCAGAAGAACGAUCGUAUUUACUUGAAAAUGAUCCUUUUGUUGAGAUCCCCUACAUGGAGCCAUCAACCACCAUAAGCAUCAGUGAGCUUAAACAAAUGGGACAAAAUAACAUAAUAAAAGAAGAGAUAGAGUAUUUUCUUGAUAACCUUACCACCCUUUCCCUGGAGGAAUCCCAAGAAUUACAGAAACUCUUGAUCGAAAAUGGCGAUAGAUUUUACGAUUUGAAUAUCACCAUGCCAGAGAUUAUGACAGAAGAUUUGAGACCUAUAUUGACUCUUUUAUUGACAAAGAAAUUGAUUAAAGUAAAUGAAAAGUUGAUUGGUCUAAUCAAAAAUGAUAAUGAAUUGAUGAAUUUAAUAUAA
This is a messenger RNA of Yamadazyma jaroonii, 942 nucleotides long. The record is from the annotation of a GenBank genome assembly. Lineage: Eukaryota; Fungi; Ascomycota; Pichiomycetes; Serinales; Debaryomycetaceae.